Molecule: messenger RNA, 1565 nt
Organism: Cuscuta epithymum
Lineage: Eukaryota; Viridiplantae; Streptophyta; Magnoliopsida; Solanales; Convolvulaceae
Source: the annotation of a GenBank genome assembly
GUUUGGCUUCUAUGCCGCCUAGUGUACCUGUUUUCUUUCCCAAUUCGUUUUAGAUUCAGCCUUUGUUGCAAAGCUGGGACGUAACAGACGUGGUGCAGACGUGUUCUCUUGGUUUGCUUUCGUCAAGUGUAGAGGCAACAAUCUCGCUUGUUGUCUGGUUCGAGUAUUAGACGCAGAACAGGGCUUGGUUUGCAGGGAAGUUCUUGGUCGGUGUUUUGAUUCUUCUCAGAAGCUAUGGAGGAGGUCGUGGAACAAUAUAGAAGAAUGGUUAUGGAAAAAAAUAACAACUGAGGAAGAAGAGGUCAUUGCUCUAGGCACAAAAGAGGUUGAGUUUCCGGUGGUGGGUGUCAUCCGUACAGACCGGAAAGUUAGAUUCCAGGCAGUACAGGACCUGUUUGCAUUGCUCCGGAUGCCAGGAAAAGGAAUGGCAGUACAACAAAUUGAUGAACAAAGGUAUCUAUUCACUUUUUACCAUAAAGUUGAUAUGAAUCAUGUUAUGGAGGAUGGUCCUUGGCUGUUUGAGCAGAAUCUGUUAUUGCUAAAGGCGGUUGGUCAUAAUGAUAUACUACAUAAAAUGAAUUUGUUUGAAGCAGAGUUUUGGGUGCAAGUGCACAAUGUUUCGUAUAAGUUUAUGAAUGUAGACACUACUAGAAGAGUGGGCAAUUACAUUGGGGAAUUCAUUAGUUUUGAUGAAAGCCAUUUUAAGGAAAAAUGGAGUUCAUACUUGAGAGUUAGGGUGAAGAUGGAUGUGAGAAGGCCCCUGAAAAAGGGAUCUACCUUGACCAAGAAGGGUGAAGGACACUGGGUAGAUUGUAAGUAUGAAAAAUUACCGAAUUUUUGUUUUAUCUGUGGAAUCAUGGGACACUCUAAGAAAUUUUCCCCUUUGAAAUAUGUGGAAGAUAUUAAUCUGGAGGAAACUUUUAGUGCUGAUAUUAGAGCAGGUGGUGGGGGAAAGACUAGUCCCACAAGAGGUAGUAAGUGAUUGGGGGACAAACAGGGGGGUCCGAAUCGUCACAGGAGAGCUCAUCAAGAAGAUGAAGGCAUUAUGCGACAGGGACGCUGGGGGAGUGUUGAUGAGUCAGAAAGUAGCGGCACAAAGGAUGAGGAUAGGAGCAGUGCAGGGGAGGUCUCGGUUGACCAGAAGCGCAGGAGAGUCUGGAAGGAUCCGGCACAAGAAAACAGCUCAGGAGAGGAGAUGGCACUGGACAAAGCAAAAAACGGAGAGGAGGCGGGUCUGAUUUCCUAGACCCGCCUGAUGUGUUCAUGAAGUUGCGGGUGCAGAAGUUCCACGGUGGUGUUUAUUUUGUUAUUGUUUUUUAUGUUUCGUUUCACGUGCAGACUGUUGUUUUUGUUAUUUAUUUUGUUGGGAUUUGUAAGACUCUUGCAUUAGGCUCGGGUGAUGAGAGUUUUGCAGUAACCAUCUAUGAAGCACGGAUGCUUCACUAGGGUGUCGUAUCGGCGUAUCGGAAACGUUCCCAUAUCCGAUACUCUAGGAUACUCGUACUGUACGUUCUCGGGCCGUAUCUGUAAUUUUUAAAAGUUUCCACUUUUUUGGUAAUUAUUUU